Molecule: messenger RNA, 3018 nt
Organism: Anoplopoma fimbria (sablefish)
Lineage: Eukaryota; Metazoa; Chordata; Actinopteri; Perciformes; Anoplopomatidae
Gene: prkar2aa
Product: protein kinase, cAMP-dependent, regulatory, type II, alpha A
Exons: 11
Coding region: 600-1781 (393 amino acids)
Biological process (GO): regulation of protein phosphorylation
Cellular component (GO): cAMP-dependent protein kinase complex
Molecular function (GO): cAMP-dependent protein kinase regulator activity
Source: RefSeq, a predicted model, not a curated record
GCGGAGAGAGAGACCGGAGAGGACAGCUAACACGUAGCCACAGCUAGCUCACAGCUAGCUCAUCCGCUAGCCCACCAGCUAGCCCACCAGCUAGCCCUUCAGCUAGCCUGUCCGCUAGCCUGCACGUCGUACGAGGCUGCAGCGGGAAGCUAACUAGAAGCUAACUAGAAGCUACCAGUGGAAGCUAACUAGAAGCUAAGUGGAAGCUACCUGGAAGCUAACUAGAAGCUAAGUGGAAGCUACCUGGAAGCUAACUAGAAGCUAAGUGGAAGCUACCUGGAAGCUAACUAGAAGCUAAGUGGAAGCUACCUAGAAGCUACCUAGAAGCUAAGUGGAAGCUACCUGGAAGCUACCUAGAAGCUACCUAGAAGCUACCUAGAAGCUACCUAGAAGCUAACUAGAAGCUAAGUGGAAGCUACCUAGAAGCUACCUGGAAGCUACCUGGAAGCUACCAGCGGGUCCCUGCGGAGGGAGCGGCCGCAGAGAGAGAGAGACUGGCCCAACAGAAGAGCCAGAGAGCAGCAGGGAGGAGGACCAGCUCCUGCAGCCGGGACAAGCUCACAUAGAAAGCAAACGCCGCCAUCGCGCCUCACACAGCCAUGAGUAUUGAGAUACCGGUGGGGUUGACGGAGCUGCUGCAGGGCUACACUGUGGAGGUGCUGCGACAGAGGCCGUCAGACCUGGUGGACUUUGCAGUACAGUACUUCACCCGUUUGCGGGACACCAGAAGCCAGGAUGGGGCCGGUGCCGGGGGCAAGACGGGGAAAGGAGUGAUGUUUGAUGGGGAGCCAAUGCAAACAGAGUCCAACGGAGAUGAUGACGAUGACGAAGAUGAUGAUUCGGACUUUGAGCCUCCACCACCCAGCAGAUUCAACAGGAGAGUGUCAGUGUGUGCGGAGGCAUUCAACCCAGACGAUGACGACGAGGACACGGAGCCCAGGGUGGUUCACCCCAAAACAGACGAACAGCGCCUCAGACUGCAAGAGUCCUGCCGAGACAUCCUACUGUUUAAAACACUAGACCAGGAGCAGUUCUCGGAGGUGCUGGACGCCAUGUUUGAGUUACGGGUUCAGCCCCAUGAUCACGUCAUCGACCAGGGCGACGAUGGAGACAACUUCUACGUCAUCGAGAGGGGGGUGUAUGACAUAGUGGUAAUGGGAACAACGGUGGGUCAGUAUGACAAUAAGGGCAGCUUCGGGGAGCUGGCACUCAUGUACAACACGCCACGCGCCGCCACCAUCGUAGCCACCCAGGAGGGGGCGCUAUGGGGACUGGACCGGGCCACGUUUCGUAGACUCAUUGUGAAGAACAAUGCCAAGAAGAGGAGGGUGUACGAGACUUUCAUCGAGUCCGUGCCCUUACUCAAGUCACUGGAGGCAAACGAGAGGAUGAAGAUUGUGGACGUUUUAGGAUCGAAGCAGUUCCCUGAGGGGGAGCGCAUCAUCACACAGGGAGACAAGGCUGACUGCUUCUAUAUAGUAGAAUCUGGGGAGGUCAAGAUCAUGAUGAAGAGUAAAACGAAGGCAGGCCAUGCAGACAAUGCGGAGGUGGAGCUAACGCGCUGUAGCAGGGGGCACUACUUUGGGGAGCUGGCCUUGGUCACUAACAAGCCCCGGGCCGCCUCAGCCUACGCAGUGGGCAAUGUCAAGUGUGUGGUAAUAGACAUUCAGGCGUUUGAGCGCCUCCUGGGUUCCUGUAAGGAGAUCAUGAAGAGGAACAUCGCCCACUAUGAGGAGCAGCUGGUGGCCCUGUUCGGCUCCAGCAUGGACCUGAGAGACUGAGCCUCCCACACCACCCUCCGUGCCUUCUAUUACAAACACACACACACACACACACACACACACACACACACCACACACACACACACCGUCAUUUGUCCUUUCUCAUAUCAUGCAGUGGCUAAACAGACUCAUAAUAAGCUUUACACAGAGUGUAAGAACAAAUGAGGAAUUGUUCUUGGCUACAAGUACAUAAAACCCCACACAGUAUGGACACUCGCACACACACACACACACACACACAUAUACACACACACACACACUCCACACACACACACACAUAUACAUGUAUAAUGACACCUAUGUAGGUACUGAGAGAUGCCCACUUCACUGCUCAUCCUCGUGCACAUACUAGUUCAACACACUCAUUAUUGGCUCACAGGGACACACAAACACGCACACACAGAGCAAGCUACAGGCCACACACCUCAUUGCUUGAGCCAGCUCAAACCUCUCAGUAUGAAUAUCUUUGCUGCAAUGACCUAAAUACAGGUGACGCAGUGUAAGGACAGAACACACACAUGCUUCACAUGUGCAGGCUUUGUAUUCACAUGAGCUUACACACAACUUAAACAAAGUUGUUCCAACAAGCCUCAGCAAAGGACACAUCAACACACACACACACACACACACACACACACACACACACACACACACACACACACACACACACACACAGGUACAGAUACAUAUGCUCAAAAAACAUAUAGGCAACCACACUUGCAAAAACGGACAUAUUGUGGUAAAAUGGAGACAAGAAACUUUUAAAAUCUCUGAAAAGGAAAAUUAAUCAAAAUGCAAAAAAAGAGCUUUGAUAAAAUAUUAUUUAACUAUAAAAAAAAAAAAAAAAGUGUUUCCUCUUUGGGAGGCCGAGGUGCAGAACUUUGUGAGUGCGCUCCAUUUCUUCCUCUACUGUUGUUGAUUGAGUUGAGUUAGUGCUGGUGAUAAUUGCAGUACCACAGAAGAAGCAGUGAAAACAAUAAAAACCCUACGUUUUCUGGGCCAUUGUUAUUCUAUCAUUGAUGCCACACUUCAUUGUAUUGAAUUAAUUAUUAAUGUAUUGUUAUUAUAUAUUCAUUUAUUAUUUUUUGUUUUACUUUGACCAAUUAUGAUGAAAUUCACCAACCAUCUCUGACGAAAUGUAAAAACAGAAAAAAAAUUAUAACAAAAAACGUUAGUGCUUAUUUCUCCUUGAUUAUCCUUGAAUGAGUUGUCCUGGAUUAUAAAAAAUGAAAAAAAA